CCGAAUCUUUUCUCCCGCCCACACAGCCUGACGGCUCAUUGCGCAUGCGCGCGCGGUUGCUGGCGCAGAGAGCUUAUUAUUAUUAUUCCCUGAAACGGAUCCGUUCCUGUUCCGAGCGGUUCUGUUUGGGUUGGUGAGCGGGGGCGGGCGCGCGCCUUGUGUUCCGGCGGUGAUGUAAGGUGAGAGCCCGUUAGAGAGGAAGAUGGCGGAGGGGGAUCUGUCCCCGGGGCUGCCGCGGUGCCGCUCCGGUUCCGACUCGGACGGAGAGCUGUGGCUCAGUCUAGCGCGGGCCAAAACGCGCUCGUACGGCAGCACGGCCAGCGUGACGGCGACGCUCGGGGAGCGAUACACCGAGCACCGGGUGGCGGACGGAGACACGCUGCAGGGCAUCGCGCUCAGAUACGGGGUCACGAUGGAGCAGAUCAAACGUGCGAACAAGCUCUUCAGUAACGACUGCAUUUUCCUGCGCCACAGCCUGAACAUCCCGGUGCACACGGAGCGGCCGUCUCUCUUUAACGGACUGUCUCUGGAGUCACCGGACGGAGACGACUCGGCCCCUCAGGAAUCUCCUCAUGUCUCCUCUGUACCCUCCACCUCCCCCUCACCCCUCACUCCUCCUCCCCCUCCUACUCAGGCCCCCCCGGAGUCGACCCCGCGGCCCCCCCAGCCGGAUGAGCUCUCUGCUAAGGACUAUUUACACAUGCUGGACUUGCAGAUCACUCGCUCCAAACAGGCCGCCAGGAGACUCAAAGAGGACGAGACGAGACGGGCGUGUCAGCCAAAUGGGACAGAGAGCAGAUUCUUAAUCCAGGAUUGGAGGAUGAAGAUCAGACACAUGAGACGUCGUCUUAUCAGGAGAUAUAACACACGUCUGAUCACAUGUAUCGAAAGCUCAGACGAUCGUAUCACUCCAUCCUUCCGUCCCUUUAUCCUCACCCUUUAUCUGUUAGUCUGUCUAUAUUUUCUUUAAAUCUUGCUUUUAUUGGUCUGUGAAGAAAAUCAGGACUCGUCACCUUCACUGCCUUUCUAUUAUUAUUAUUAUUAUUUGUUGCUGUUUACAUUCAGCUGUGUGUGACAUUAAAGGGGUAAUCUGUAGCUCAGAGCCCUGAUACGACGAUAAAAUGAACCAAACACUCAUUUAUCCGUUACGUCUUUUUAAAAGCUGCUGUACAGAACCGAGAUGCAAUCGACCAAACAGACGCGGUUAUUCAAAUCUCUAUUAAUAUCUGAAGUGUGUUUGAGUUGCUGUUUGCUCAAUAAGACUAUACAGCCGUGUGUGUGUGUGUGUGGCUGCUUGCUAACCUUUUAAUUUGUUUUUAUUUUAUCUGUACAGGACUCUUAUGUAUGUUUUUGCAGUGUGAAGGUGAAUUUAAAUGAUGUUGCUACUAUUGUGUGCUUUUCGAUUUUAAAAAGAAAUCCUAAUAAACAUAUCAGUAAAUCAA
Molecule: messenger RNA, 1442 nt
Organism: Neoarius graeffei (lesser salmon catfish)
Lineage: Eukaryota; Metazoa; Chordata; Actinopteri; Siluriformes; Ariidae
Gene: lysmd2
Product: LysM, putative peptidoglycan-binding, domain containing 2
Exons: 4
Coding region: 203-970 (255 amino acids)
Source: RefSeq, a predicted model, not a curated record